AUGAAACAAUUUCAUAUAGACUUGAAUAUCAUUGAACAAGAAUUUUCGAGACAAGAGUCAUCGAAACGACCAUAUCGUCCCUUUCUCAUGUCUCUCUAUUUUACCAUUCGGUAUUUCAUCAAAUACAAAUUCUCUACAGUUCUGGAGUGGCAUCACUCAGAGAAUGACAAUUUGGAACGAGAGCAACAGUCAAAACUCGACACCACCUCCCAAAGUGACACGAUACCCUAUUUUGCAACUUGUUCCAAUCAUGGAUUUAUUUAUGCUGAGGGGUUCAAUACUCAAUUGCAAUCUCGCUUCUUUUAUGAAAAUUAUGAUCCACAUGCUGGUGGGGAUUAUAGAAGCCAUCGACAAAUUUUUGAACAGGAUCAAAAUGGUGGUGAAACAAUUCAUUUUCUAACCGAGACCUAUACACUUCAAGAAGAAUUUGUAGCGUUUUUGCAAAUAAUCGUUCGAAAUGUCAAUGGAGUGAUUUAUAUUCUAAAUAUUCCAAAGAGUAGUGUGGAUGAUUCGUUGAAUGGUUUGGAACGCGUCUUGGAAUCUGAACUCAGGUCUCUAAAAUCCAUAAUGAAUAAUGAUAUUGACUAUAAAUUGCUGUAUACUAUUGGAUUGCACACACAGCAUGAAUGUAAAGAUGUAAUUUUCCAGAAACUUUGUGAAAUGGUGAACGAAAAGAAUUAUUUUGGCAAGCAUGAUGUGAGUGUCACUCAAUGCAAUUUAUACGAUCAUGAUCAAGUGGAGAGAACCAUGAUCCAUACACUGGAACGAUAUCGAUUACACCCAAUCGACAUGAAUCGUUUGUUUAUAUGUUUGGUCCAUCAUCAUUUGAAAUUGGGCAAGAAAGACAAGAAAAAGUGUCGAAUCAUGUGA
Naegleria lovaniensis is the source of this 870-nucleotide messenger RNA. RefSeq lists its product as uncharacterized. The coding region runs from base 1 to 870 and encodes 289 amino acids. The transcript has a single exon. Lineage: Eukaryota; Heterolobosea; Eutetramitea; Acrasida; Naegleriidae. The record is from RefSeq and is a predicted model, not a curated record.